Rhineura floridana is the source of this 2939-nucleotide messenger RNA. It is a transcript of the gene RASGEF1C, whose product is annotated as RasGEF domain family member 1C. The transcript has 14 exons. Lineage: Eukaryota; Metazoa; Chordata; Lepidosauria; Squamata; Rhineuridae. The record is from RefSeq and is a predicted model, not a curated record. Gene Ontology annotation, molecular function: guanyl-nucleotide exchange factor activity. The coding region runs from base 266 to 1687 and encodes 473 amino acids. Gene Ontology annotation, biological process: positive regulation of GTPase activity; Ras protein signal transduction. Gene Ontology annotation, cellular component: plasma membrane.
UCUCUGACCCGCGAGGUGCGGCAAGCGAGGGGAGAAGCGCAGCUUCGUACAGCAGCAGCAGGCUGCGCGCCGUGGAAGCAGGUGUAAUAGUAACAGGGCAGGGCAGGCCCCUGAAAAGAGGACCGAGCUUCUGGGCACCUGGCAGGAGAAGGAAGGUUCCGGGGAUCGUGUGAAGCGGCAUUGCUGCCAAGGAUUUAACCCGAUCUGGGAUAUAUUACUCGAUGGCUUGGAACGGCAGGAUGAUGAGCGCGUAGCGCCGGAAGGCAUGCCCCAAACACUGAGCUCCACCACCAUGUUCACUCCUUGUGGCUUCAGCCCUCAUCACCUCCAUCCAUCCAAAGAAGAUGAUGAAGGAGGGCUGAUCUUUCAAGAUGGAAACCUCACCUCAGCAUCUCUUGAUGCUUUAAUCCAACAUCUUGUUCCAACAACUGACUACUACCCUGAGAAGGCAUAUAUCUUUACAUUCCUACUGAGCUCAAGACUCUUCAUUGAGCCUCCUGAACUUCUGUCCCGAGUUUGUCACAAGUGCAUCGAGCAGCAGCAGCUGGAUGACCCAGUGCUGGAUAAGGCACGAAUCAGAAAAUUUGGGCCCAAAAUUCUACAGCUAUUGACGGAAUGGACAGAAACAUUUCCAUAUGAUUUCCAGGAAGAAAAGAUGAUUGGCUGUUUAAAAGACAUUAUCCACCGGAUAGCUCCAUGUGAUGAGGCUUAUUGGAAAAAGAUGAAUCAGCUUCUGCAAACUCUGAAUCAGAAGCUUGCAACUCUUAACCAUGGACAGGAAGGGAUAGUUAAGAUCAACCCAGCUGUCUCAGACAAAGUGGUUGAUUUUAAAAGUAAGCCUCCAUCCAUUCAAAGAGAAAUGUUGAGUGUCUGCAGUGAUCCCUACACCUUAGCCCAACAGCUAACACAUGUGGAACUGGAAAGACUGAGUCACAUAGGCCCUGAAGAAUUUGUUCAAGCAUUUGUCCAUAAAGAUCCUUUGGAAAGCACAAAGCCUUGCUUCAGUGAACAGAAAAAGACUAGUAACCUUGAGGCCUAUGUAAAAUGGUUCAAUAGACUCUGCUAUCUUGUAGCAACAGAAAUUUGCAUGCCUGCAAAAAAGAAGCAGAGAGCACAAGUCAUUGAGUUUUUCAUUGAUGUUGCUCGUGAGUGCUUUAACAUAGGAAAUUUUAACUCGCUGAUGGCAAUCAUAUCUGGUAUGAACAUGAGUCCAGUGUCCAGAUUAAAGAAGACCUGGUCAAAAGUGAAAACAGCCAAAUUUUUUAUUCUUGAGCAUCAAAUGGACCCUACAGGUAAUUUUUAUAACUACAGAACUGCAUUGCGGGGAGCUGCCCAUCGGUCUCUAACAGCACACAGCAACAGGGAAAAGAUUGUGAUCCCGUUCUUCAGCCUAUUGAUCAAAGACAUUUACUUUUUGAAUGAAGGAUGCGCUAACCGCCUUCCAAAUGGGCAUGUCAACUUUGAAAAAUUCCUGGAACUAGCUAAGCAAGUAGGUGAAUUUAUAACGUGGAAACAAGUGGAAUGUCCAUUUGAGCGAGAUGAUAACAUCAUCCACUAUUUACAUACUGCACCCAUCUUUACUGAAGAUGGUUUAUAUCUGGCUUCCUAUGAAAGUGAAAGUCCAGAAAACCAAACUGAAAAAGAGAGGUGGAAAUCCUUGAGGACAACUAUCUUAGGAAAGACUUGAAGAUAAAGAUCUAUAACUUCAGUAGGACAAAAAAACAACAACAGCAAAACUACUUUGCACUACUGAUUCCAAAGAUGCCUGUUUGGGAUUUAGGAGAUUUUAUUCUUUAUUUUUGUGUGGAUUUUGGACUAUUUGUGGCUAACUGGAUUCCACUAGACUCGGAGGUGCCUUUUUACUGCACGCACAAUUAUGUUUUCUAGCUGCUCUCAACAGCAAAAGGCCAGUAGGUAGUUUCUUCAUGGCUGAACCAGAAUAGAGUCCUUAUGUCUCUAACCUUGUCUCUGAAGGAAGAGCAAAUGGCAAGGAGAGCCAUGGUGCUGCAAACACAAAACAGUCUUCACUGGAAAGGUACAGGGUGCGUAUCUCUGAAGCAGGGUGUAUUGGACGAUAACUCUCCAAGGGCUGUCAAAAGCAAAUUCUGCUUAACACAGCAUUAUCUGGUUAGUUGGUACAUAAAAUGAACCUUGGUUUUUUCUCCACAGCUUUCAGCUGAACAAUAUUCUGACAGGAAGAGAUAAAAGACUAAUACAAAGCCACAUCAGUAUGGAAAAAUCCAUGCAAACACUAUCUUUUUUUGAAAAAAAAUACAGAAACAUUUGAUCUGUGAAUAUUCAUUAUUUUUCCUUAUGUUUGGGGUGUAUGUCAUUUUUUUCUCCCUAACAGUCAACUGCUAAGGUGUCCUGAUUAAGUAAAUGGCUUUCAGUCUAACUUACCUCUAUAUAAAGCAUGUAGCAUAUUCUCUAGUUCUGUUGGCUGGUGAUUGAGAGAACAGUGUUCAAGGGGCCUUACCUCACUGACAAUUCAUGGAAGAUGAACCUGUUAAAGGCUCUCAGUUAUUUUCUUUUCCUUUUACUGCUCAUUUUAUCUUCAUGUCCAAGGCAAAUAAUAUUUGAGAGGGGGAAAUACUAGACAUUAGGGCUCUUUAUUUCCAGUUUAAGAGAACGGUUUUCACUCUAUGAAAUAUUGCACUAUAGUUAAAAAAAAGUCAACACACUGUUCAUCAGGUUGGUUUCUUAUCAUUGUUCUGUCUAUGGUCACAGCUUUCCAUCUCUGCGAACAGUUUGCCAUCUAUCAUGUCUAUCAUGGUGUUUGAUGGAGAUCAGGGAGCUGCUGAAUAAUAUAAUUGCUUACUUAUUCUACUGUAAUGUAAAACAGAUGUAUCAUUACUGUUUUUAAUAGUUUACAUAUGUGUAAAACAAAUGUAUAUCUCCUGUCACCAUAUAGAACAGCUAGGAGGAGAUGUGCAAACCUU